UUCACGUUCGUCUUCAUCAUCAUCAUCAUCAUAAUUAUCUAUUUCCAAACCCUAGCCGCUAUUAUUUCCCCGACAGAAACAAUUUAAUAGAAAAUCAACGGCGGGGGUACAGAUCCUCACUGGUUUAGUCUCGUUUGCCAUUCUUAACCACCUUUAACCUCCAAUAUUUUCGUCUGAUUGAAGAAUCCGGUUGCACUUUGCAAGGUCCGACUCAGAUCCCGUGUCGGGUCGGGUAGGAAGACCCGAAAUGGAGAGUCCGGGUAAGAGAGCAGGGAGUCCGAAGCGCAGUGGUAGUCCAAUUUCUGAACAUCAACGAAGAAGGAAAGAUGAUGAAAGGGAUUUAGAUAGGGAUUCUGAGUAUUCAAAUAGACAUCCUGAUCGAUAUUCCUCCAGGAGCUCUUCUACUAGGCAUGACGAAUACAGCAGGCGCGAUGAAGAGAGGCGUCGAGAUUCUAGGUUUGCUGGUUAUUCUGAUAUCGUCCGAGAUGAGAGUAGAGACAAUUUGCGAAACGCUCGCGGUAAAUAUGGAAGUUCUUGGCAUGGAAGCAAGGAUUAUAGAGCUAGCAAACAUAAUUCUCAAGAUAACGAUAGGGAUCGGUACAGGCGGGAUAGAGAUGUUCGUGAUGAGAAAAGGGAUUACCAUAGGAGUUCUGGAGACCACAAAAGUUAUCGAAAUAGAGAUUCUUAUGAGAAUAACCAAAGAGAACUAAAGGAUACCGACAAGGAGAAGGAUCGGUACGAUAGAGUAUCACAAGGAGAUAAAUCAAUUUCUGGGAGUGGAAAUCAAGAAUCAGUACCCAAAAGGCCUAAGCUAUUUACUUCUGACUGGGAUGUUCAACAUUCAAAAGAUGCCAAUGAAACACUAAAACAAGUCGACGAGGUUGUCCCUGCACAGCAGUUCCAUGCUACUAAUUCAGAAGCUGCUAAUGAUCUCAAUUCAGCAAAAGUUGCUGCAAUGAAAGCUGCUGAAUUAGUUAACAUAAACCUUGGUGGGGUUGGUUUUAUGUCCACUGAGCAGAAGAAAAAGCUUCUCUGGGGGAGUAAGAAGAGCACAAGUUCAGAAGUGUCUGCCCGUCAGUGGGAUACUGCACUCUUUGAUGAUAAUGAGAGGCGAGAUAAGUUCAACAAACUCAUGAGUCUGAGGUUGCAUUGGUGCCUAUGGCCAAAUGUAGGGUGUGAAGGGCGACGUGAAGGCAGAUCAGAAAUCCAACACAGAAGAUGGCGAUGGUCGUCUUCAAGCAGAGAAGCAAAAGGAAGUCCAGUUGGAUUUAGAGAAGCAGUACACUGCUGGUCUUCGACGGAGAGAUGGCCGCACUGUCGGAUUAGGCCUUUAAUUGUCUUUCUAAGAUUACUUUGCACUCGCACCACAAUGUUUUCUAAUAUUUUGUUGUACCCAUAUGCGAUAAAUAUGAUUCUCAUGGCUUUUAGACCCAGUGAGUGUAAUUUGCAAUUUGUUACUGACCAUCUUACUCUUUUGCAGAUUGGCCACCGGUAUUGGGUGUGCGAAAAACCAACUAAUCAAAUUGAUAAUUUCGAUUUAGUGUGGUUUGAUAUUUUUUUAAUUUGGCUUUUAAUUUGGUUUGAUUUUGGCAAAAAAUAACAUAUCUACUUCAAAAUAAUCUGUAUAUAUGCCUUCUUCAUCUAUUUCAAAAUAAUAUGCUUAAUUAACUAA
Messenger RNA from Mercurialis annua (annual mercury), 1672 nucleotides. RefSeq lists its product as uncharacterized. The transcript has 5 exons. NCBI's taxonomy places the organism in Eukaryota, Viridiplantae, Streptophyta, Magnoliopsida, Malpighiales, Euphorbiaceae. The record is from RefSeq and is a predicted model, not a curated record. Bases 248 to 1600 code for a protein of 450 amino acids.